Messenger RNA from Hippopotamus amphibius kiboko, 3495 nucleotides. RefSeq names its product stomatin like 1 (gene STOML1). NCBI's taxonomy places the organism in Eukaryota, Metazoa, Chordata, Mammalia, Artiodactyla, Hippopotamidae. The record is from RefSeq and is a predicted model, not a curated record. The coding region runs from base 75 to 1466 and encodes 463 amino acids. The transcript is spliced from 8 exons. Gene Ontology annotation, cellular component: plasma membrane.
GCGGGGCAGUGUAGCGGCCGGCCGGUCAGGCGCUGCACCACGCUGGGGCGCGGGGCGUGCCCUCGUCAGGAGCCAUGCUCGGCAGGUCUGGGUACCGGGCGCUGCCUCUGGGGGACUUUGACCGUUUCCAGCAGUCGAGCUUCGGUUUCCUAGGCUCGCAGAAGAGCUGCUUGUCCCCGGAGCCGGGCGGCGUGGGGCCGGGGGCCGGUGAGUGGCCGCCCAGCACAGCGGAUCCGGGGAAGAUCGGCCAGCACCCCUGGGCCGGAACUCUCUGCCUCUCGGGAGUCAGCAGAUGCACCUCAGAGCUGGCCCUCCUGCCUCUGCCACGGCCUCAUCAGUUUCCUGGGGUUCUUGCUGCUGCUGAUCACCUUCCCCAUUUCCGGUUGGUUUGCCCUGAAGGCCAGGAAACUGAGACUCAGACUUGUCCAAAGUCAUACUGGGAGCCAGUAAGUGGCAGAAACAAGUCUUCCCAAGCUCCCAAGUUUGGGGGUCUGAACACUGGCUUUAAGAUCGUGCCCACCUAUGAGCGCAUGAUUGUGUUUCGACUGGGUCGGAUCCGCACCCCUCAAGGACCUGGUAUGGUUCUGCUCCUGCCCUUCAUUGACUCUUUUCAGAGAGUGGAUCUGAGGACACGAGCCUUCAAUGUCCCUCCCUGCAAGUUGGCCUCUAAGGACGGGGCUGUGCUGUCCGUGGGGGCCGACGUCCAGUUCCGCAUCUGGGACCCAGUACUGUCGGUGAUGACAGUGAAGGACCUGAACACAGCCACGCGCAUGACGGCCCAGAACGCCAUGACCAAGGCCCUGCUCAAGAGGCCUCUGCAGGAGAUCCAGAUGGAGAAGCUCAAGAUCAGCGACCAGCUCCUGCUGGAGAUCAACGAUGUGACCAGGGCCUGGGGGCUGGAGGUGGACCGCAUGGAGCUGGCAGUGGAGGCCGUGCUCCAGCCACCCCAGGACAGUCCAGCCGGGCCCAGCCUGGACAGCACCCUGCAGCAGCUGGCCCUCCACUUCCUGGGAGGAGGCAUGUCUUCAGUGGCAGGAGGUGCCCUGCUCCCGGGACCAGCAGAUACCUUGGAGAUGGUGAACGAGGUUGAGCCGUCUGCCCCUCAUGGUGGUGCCCGGUCCAGCCCCAAGCAGCCUGUGGCUGAGGGGCUGCUGACGGCUCUGAAGCCCUUCCUGUCUGAGGCCCUGGUCAGCCAGGUCGGGGCCUGCUACCAGUUCAACGUCGUCUUGCCCGGUGGCACCCAGAGCGUCUACUUCUUGGACCUCACUACAGGGCAAGGGAGGGUGGGACACGGGGUGCCUGAUGCCAUCCCUGACGUGGUGGUGGAGUUGGCCGAGGAGGACCUGCAGGCCCUGUUGUGCAGGGAGCUGCGGCCCCUGGGGGCCUACAUGAGCGGGCGGCUGAAGGUGAAGGGCGACCUGGCCGUGGCCAUGAAGCUGGAGGCUGUCCUCAGGGCCUUGAAGUAACAGGUUUGGCUGAUUGUCUAUAGCACAGCCCUGAGUCUGGCACCAAGCCAGGGGGGGCAUCUUGGAGGAGGAGGCAUUGGCACCGCAGCUUGGAUUGUUGAGGCCCUGAGACGUUUCAGGCCCAGCAAGAGCCAAUGAGUAGAGGCUGGGAGACACUGGAGACUGCGGGAGGCCGAGUCAGGCAGCUCUGCCUUUCUCACCCACAGUGGUUCCCUGGACAAGCCUUUGCUGAUCCUGGUCCCCUGCCAAGUGCCUGGUCUGAGCUGGGUACGCAGCACGAUGACAGGAGAGCCAGGCCUGCUGUGCUCUGCUGGCUAUCUGACUGGAGAGGCAGGGCGGACAGAAACAGCUUGACAACAGCUGGUCUGGUGCCAGUGUGAGGGAGCAUUGCAUGAGGCUCAGGCUCUGGGCUGCCGCAGGGGGGCUGGAGAGGCCGGAGGAGGAAGAGGGAGGGGAGGCGGCCAUCAAGAAGAGGUCCCUGCAGUGGGAGGGAUCUGGGGACCGGGCUGGGUCCGCCUUGCUGAUUGCAGUCCAGGCCCAGGCUUGGGGGACGGGAGAGAGUGGGGCCGGCUCCUCCCCUGGCCCUGCUCCUGAAGAUGUCUUGACUCACCUCCCAGCUUGGUCUUGCAUGCCUGACGGAUGGGGGCCCAGGGCAGCAUGAAGGAGAGCCCUGCUGUUCCUGUGCUUCUUACCGGAGGUUUGAAAACCUCAAAUAAAUGUGGUGUUUACAACAUAUUUGGAGAGAAGUAGGGGUAACGGGGGUGGGUAAGGAGGGUCUCUGAGACGAUGCCCCUGCUGCCAGAGCGGGGCCCAGGCCCUGAAGCGUGACGCAAGCCCCGGCAGUGCUCUCGAAUCCCCCACAGGUCCCCUUCCUGCCACGGGUCUCAAAGUGGCAGGAGCAGGGCACGCUCUUCCUCUAUCCUCAGGGUAAAGGUUUGCCAGGAAAGAGCGGGUGUGGGUGUGGCAGAGCUGGUCUGGCAAACGUUAACCUAAGGAAGGGCAGGGCUGGGGCUGCUACCGCAUUCAAGAGAGGAGUGGGAGUGGCUCUCAGCUGCCCUCCUGUUACACCCCGGUCCCUCUUUCCCCACUGUUCUGGCCCAGACCCCAGAGGCCCAGAGAAGGGGAACCUUAGACAUCUCGGGUUCUAAGAAAUGAAUCUCACAUCCUGGAGAAGCUUGUGAAACAAAAACCCACAGAAAUUCGAGCCUUCUCUUUGAGGAACAGCCUCUGGCUUGUCCUCUGGCACCAGGCCUUCCCCCUCAGGGCCCUCUCCAGCUGCCUUGGCACCAGGCUCCAUCCAGUUUGCCCUUUUGUUCCUGCCAGUGCCUGCCUUGGCCUACUCUUGUGGGUCCUCCCAGGGUAGACCAAACCGCCUUUGGGUUCAGGUUUCAGCCCCAGGGCCCCUCCCUGGAGGGCCAGAAGCCCAGGCUGCUGCCCCUGCUCUGUCCCUCUCUUCACUCCUCUGGAGGCCGCCCAGCCAGGGGCUGCCUGUGCAGAAGCGUCCCCUUCAGCCCCCACCGGCCACACUCCCGCUGCGCAGGAGCCCGCGUGGGGCCUGGGCUCCUCUGUCCCCCCGGGGCUCCCCUUCUACUUUGGGGCUGUCCUUGCACCCGUUCCCUACUGUAUGUGUCCCUGUUCUUGCGUAAGUGCCUGCCCUGCCUGCUGGACCUUGAGCUUCCUGCCUGAGCCAUUAUUCUCUGUCCGUGGCUACCGCACACAGUGCCCCAGGGGUAAGGAGGAAAGCCCCAGGAGUCUGCCCUGCUAACGCUGAGGGGAAACCGAAACUCAGACUGUUCUUAGCAGGUGUCAGAGUCAGCAUCACUAGAGGAAACAGAAACUUUUCUAGAUGUCUGUGUGGGUGGAGAGCAAAGCCUGUUGCAAGCCGAGCAUACCCGCAUCGCGUUGAGGGGAACUUAUCUCUCGGUGAGGCCAGGACUCCAGGAAAGGGAGCCCACAGGUUCAAGGCCUCUGAGCUUCAGAGAGCCCAGCAGACUUUGUAGUCCCCAGGGUGGGGAAGAGGGGCACCUAA